This is a messenger RNA of Vigna unguiculata (cowpea), 877 nucleotides long. RefSeq names its product LOB domain-containing protein 39-like. Gene Ontology annotation, biological process: regulation of gene expression. The record is from RefSeq and is a predicted model, not a curated record. NCBI's taxonomy places the organism in Eukaryota, Viridiplantae, Streptophyta, Magnoliopsida, Fabales, Fabaceae.
GGCACCAUCAAAAUCAAAUUCAACCUCAGUUAGUUAUUCCCUAACUACACUUCCUUUUCCCUUUUCCCACACUCAUUUAAUCACAGAACACAACAAAUAAAGUGUGACACAAAAAACGAUUGGGAACGAAAGCAACGUAGUAAAACCGAAAGAAAGACAUAGCAGAGAGAAAGAGAGAAAGCAAUAUCUGUGAUAUGAGUUGCAACGGUUGUCGAGUGCUGCGAAAAGGUUGCAGUGAGACAUGUCCUCUGAGGUCGUGUCUGCAAUGGAUCGAAUCCGCCGAAUCGCAACGACACGCCACUCUCUUCCUUGCUAAGUUCUUUGGCCGCACCGACUUAAUCUCCUUCAUUGCUUCUGUUCCCCAAACCACAAGACCUGCAUUGUUUCAGUCUCUGCUGUUUGAAGGGUGUGGGCGAACGGUAAAUCCGGUGAACGGUGCCGUGGGACUUCUGUGCAGCGGAAAUUGGCACGUGUGUGAGGCGGCGGUGGAGACGGUACUCGCCGGCGGCGUUCUUCGAGCGCCGCCGGAUACAGUGGCCGGAGCUUCCACUGAUACGCGCCGCCCUUUCCGGCCACUAAGAUUGGAACAUGAUGCGAAUGAGAACUCAUCAAGAAGUUUGAUGAACGGAGCAGAGGAACCGGAAACGGUGCGUUACGGUGGUCACAAGAAAAAUCAGAUCUUAAAUUUGUUCAUGUAAGAUAACACGUGGUUACACAUGUUGGUAUCAUCGUGGGAAACUUUUGAAUUUUACUAAAAAAAUCAAUUCUUGAAAUAAAUUUCAGUUGAAAAAGUUAAUCUUUGAUUUUCGAAAUAAAGAAGAAGUAAUUAAUAAAAAAAAAAGAAUCAGGAGCAUGUUAAUUUUUGCACGGAUUGUUC